Dendroctonus ponderosae (mountain pine beetle) is the source of this 450-nucleotide messenger RNA. RefSeq names its product tubulin beta-4B chain. The annotation marks the transcript as partial. The transcript is spliced from 2 exons. Gene Ontology annotation, biological process: mitotic cell cycle; microtubule cytoskeleton organization. Lineage: Eukaryota; Metazoa; Arthropoda; Insecta; Coleoptera; Curculionidae. Gene Ontology annotation, cellular component: microtubule; cytoplasm. The record is from RefSeq and is a predicted model, not a curated record. Gene Ontology annotation, molecular function: GTPase activity; GTP binding; structural constituent of cytoskeleton.
AUGCAAUUUUGGGAAAUCAUCUCCGAUGAGCACGGUAUUGACCCCACUGGAGCCUACCACGGAGACUCCGACCUCCAGCUAGAAAGAAUAGAAGUGUAUUACAACGAAGCAUCCGGUGGAAAGUAUGUGCCCCGGGCUAUCCUGGUCGACUUGGAGCCGGGAACUAUGGAUUCAGUUCGGUCCGGACCUUAUGGACAACUGUUUAGGCCAGACAACUUUGUGUUUGGACAAUCUGGAGCAGGAAACAAUUGGGCUAAGGGCCAUUACACCGAAGGAGCCGAAUUAGUAGACUCAGUGCUGGAUGUUGUGCGAAAAGAGGCAGAAUCCUGCGACUGUUUACAAGGAUUCCAAUUGACACAUUCGCUUGGAGGUGGAACCGGCUCUGGAAUGGGAACUCUAUUAAUUUCCAAGAUCAGAGAAGAAUACCCCGACAGGAUCAUGAACACUUAC